Messenger RNA from Macrobrachium nipponense, 2181 nucleotides. RefSeq names its product collagen alpha-1(III) chain-like. The transcript has a single exon. Bases 1 to 2181 code for a protein of 726 amino acids. The record is from RefSeq and is a predicted model, not a curated record. NCBI's taxonomy places the organism in Eukaryota, Metazoa, Arthropoda, Malacostraca, Decapoda, Palaemonidae.
AUGUACGUUCACAUAAAAAUAUUUGCAAAGAAUCUCCAGUUAUAUGAAAGUGAUAGCAAAAAUAAUGUUGCUGGAGUCAAAUGGGACUCGGAGUCCAAGGGAACCCAUAGUCCAAGGGAACCCGGAGUCCAAGGGAACCCGGAGUCCAAGGGGACCCGGAGUCCAAGGGAACCCGGAGUCCAAAGGGAACCCGGAGUCCAAUGGGACUCGGAGUCCAAGGGAACCCGGAGUCCAAGGGAACCCGGAGUCCAAGGGGACCCGGAGUCCAAGGGGACCCGGAGUCCAAGGGAACCCGGAGUCCAAGGGGACCCGGAGUCCAAGGUGACCCAGAGUCCAUGGGAACCCCGAGUCCAAGGGAACCCAGAGUCCAAAGGGGACCCAGAGUCCAAUGGGACUCGGAGUCCAAGGGAACCCGGAGUCCAAAGGGGACCUGGAGUCCAAUGUGACUCGGGGUCCAAGAGGACCUGGAGUCCAAGGGAACCCGGAGUCCAAGGGAACCCGGACUCCAAGAGGACCAGGAGUUUAAGAGGACCCGGAGUCCAAGGGAACCAGGAAUCCAAGAGGACCCACGGAGUCCAACAGGACCCGGAGUCCAACAGGACCCGGAAUCCAAAAGGAACCCUGGAGUCCAAGGAACCCGGUGAUCUCCAAGAGGACCCGGGUCCAGGGGAAUCCCGGAGUCCCAAGGGGAACACCGGAGUCCAAGAGGACCCGGAGUUCCACGGGGAAGGACCCCGGAGUCCAUCGGGAACCUGGAAUCCAAGAGGACCCAGAGUCCAAGAGGACCCGGAGUCCAAGAGGACCCGGAGUCCAAGGGGACCCGGAGUCCAAGGGGACCCGGAGUCCAAGAGGACCCGGAAUCCAAGGGGACCCGGAGUCCAAGGGGACCCGGAGUCCAAGAGGACCCGGAGUCCAAGGGGACCCAGAGUCCAAGGGGACUCGGGGUCCAAGAGGACCCGGAGUCCAAAGGAACCCAGAGUCCAAGAGGACCCGGAGUCCAAGGGGACCCAGAGUCCAAGGGGACUCGGCGGUCCAAAGGACCCGGAUCCAGGGAAGAGUCAAGAGACCCGGAGUCAAGGGGACCCGGAGUUCCAAGGGGACCCGGAAGUCCAAGAGGACCCGGAGUCAAGGGGACCGGAGUCCAAAGGGGGACCCGAAGUCGAAGAGGACCCGGAGUCCAAGGGGACCCAGAGUCCAAGGGGACUCGGCGUCCAAGAGGACCCGGAGUCCAAGGGAACCCGGAGUCCAAGGGGACCCGGAGUCCAAGAGGACCCGGAGUCCAAGGGGACCCGGAGUCCAAGGGGACCCGGAGUCCAAGAGGACCCGGAGUCCAAGGGGACCCAGAGUCCAAGGGGACUCGGCGUCCAAGAGGACCCGGAGUCCAAGGAAACCCGGAGUCCAAGAGGACCCAGAGUCCAAGGGGACCCAGAGUCCAAGGGGACUCGGGGUCCACGAGGACCCGGAGUCCAAGGGAACGAGUCCAAGAGGACCCGGAGUCCAAGGGGACCCGGAGUCCAAGAGGACCCGGAGUCCAAGAGGACCUGGAGUCCAAGAGGACCCGGAGUCCAGGGGGACCCGGAGUCCAAGAGGACCCGGAGUGCAGGGGAACCCGGAGUCCAAGAGGACCCGGAGUCCAAGGGGACCCGGAGUCCAAGGACCGGAGUCCAAGGGAACCCGGAGUCCAAGGAACCGGAGUCAAGAGGGGACCGGAGUCCAAGGGACCCGGAGUCCAAGGGGGACCCGGAGUCCAAGACGGACCCGGAGUCCAAUGGGAACCCGGCGGGGUCCAAGGGAACCCGGAUUUCAAGGGGAGGGGCCCCAGGAGUCCAAUUGGGACUCGGGGUCCAAGGGAAAACCCGUAGUUCAAGGGGACCGGAGUCCCAAUUGGACUCGGGGUCCAAGGAACCCGGAGUUUCAGGGGACCAGGAGUCUCAAUGGUACGCGGGGUCCAAUAGGACCCGGGUCCAAGGGAACCCGGAUUCCAAGGGACCCAGAGUUGAAGGGAACCCGAAGUUCAAGGGAACCCGGAGUCCAAGGGGACCCGGAGUCCAAGGGGACCCGGAGUCCAAUGGGACUCGGGGUCCAAGAGGACCCGGAGUCCAAGGGAACCCGGAGUCCAAGAAGGGCCCGCUGGGGUUCCGCGCCACUAAUUCACUUUUGGUCUAUUUUCGGAAUUUCUGA